This is a messenger RNA of Clupea harengus (Atlantic herring), 5496 nucleotides long. It is a transcript of the gene syncrip, whose product is annotated as synaptotagmin binding, cytoplasmic RNA interacting protein. Gene Ontology annotation, molecular function: RNA binding. The record is from RefSeq and is a predicted model, not a curated record. NCBI's taxonomy places the organism in Eukaryota, Metazoa, Chordata, Actinopteri, Clupeiformes, Clupeidae.
UGUUUAAUUACUGACUGUGGUGGAAAGGCUCUUAACUACCUGGAUUAUUUGCAGCAUUUUAAGGUGUGAAUGGAAACAUCUCGUCUACGGUGUAAACAAAUUCUACUGCUGUUCUUCGCCCUACUUUUGGACUGUCCGGUUCGGUUGAAGGUUCCAGUGAAUGGACGACAGACAACUGUGAGCCCGUGUAUGAUUGUCUCAGAAACCCCAUAGAUGCGUGAGAAAUCCUGGCGUGACCGUAUCCGCCAUUUUACAUCACCCGAAGUGAAAGAACCCAACCGGACUUACGGCGGGGAGUCGUAGAUCUGUUUCUUUUCAUAAAAACACCCCCAAAAUUGAGCUGAUCCUUACCGUGCACCUUAUUGAGCCAUCUUAAGAUUGCUGGAGACAUGGCAACAGAACAUGUUAAUGGAAAUGGUACAGAAGAACCAAUGGACACGACUGCUGCAGUUACCCAUUCUGACCAUUUCCAAACUUUGUUAGAAGCUGGUUUACCACAGAAAGUUGCUGAAAAACUAGAUGAAAUUUACGUAGCAGGCCUUGUAGCACACAGCGACUUAGAUGAAAGGGCAAUAGAGGCCUUGAAAGAAUUCAAUGAAGAAGCCGCACUACAAGUUCUCGUUCAGUUUAAAGAAAGCGAUCUUUCACAUGUGCAAAACAAAAGUGCCUAUUUGUGUGGAGUCAUGAAGACAUACAGACAGCGGGAGAAGCAGGGGACCAAAGUUUCAGAUUCUAGUAAAGGACCGGAUGAAACAAAAAUAAAAGCACUGCUUGAGAGAACCAACUACACGCUCGACGUAACAACAGGCCAGAGAAAGUAUGGGGGACCCCCGCCGGAGUCAGUGUACUCAGGACUUCAGCCCCAUGUGGGCACUGAGAUUUUUGUUGGGAAGAUUCCAAGGGAUUUGUUUGAAGAUGAACUGGUGCCUCUGUUUGAGAAGGCCGGCUCGAUCUGGGACCUGCGGCUCAUGAUGGACCCUCUCACCGGCCUGAACAGGGGCUACGCCUUCAUCACCUUCUGCACUAAAGACGCUGCACAGGAGGCAGUUAAGCUGUUUAACAAUCAUGAAAUUCGCCCGGGCAAACACAUUGGAGUGUGUAUAUCGGUUGCGAAUAAUAGACUGUUUGUUGGGUCAAUCCCCAAAAGUAAAACGAAAGAACAGAUAGUGGAGGAGUUUUCUAAAGUCACAGAGGGUCUUAAUGACAUCAUCCUGUACCAUCAGCCUGAUGACAAAAAGAAGAAUCGAGGCUUCUGCUUCCUAGAAUAUGAGGACCACAAGACAGCCGCCCAGGCCCGACGGCGCCUCAUGAGUGGCAAGGUCAAAGUGUGGGGCAACGUGGUCACGGUGGAGUGGGCCGACCCCAUCGAGGACCCAGACCCUGAUGUCAUGGCCAAGGUGAAAGUUCUGUUUGUACGAAACCUUGCAAAUAGCGUAACAGAAGAAAUACUUGAAAAAGCCUUCGGUCAGUUCGGUAAGCUGGAACGUGUAAAGAAACUGAAAGAUUAUGCCUUCAUUCACUUUGAGGAGCGGGACGGAGCCGUCAAGGCUCUGGCUGAAAUGAAUGGGAAACCACUGGAGGGUGAACCGAUUGAAAUAGUGUUUGCAAAGCCCCCCGACCAGAAGAGAAAAGAGCGCAAGGCCCAGCGGCAGGCAGCUAAAACAUCAACGUAUGAUGAUUAUUAUUACUACGGCCCCCCUCAUAUGCCCCCUCCCACUAGAGGUCGGGGUAGAGGCGGUGGUCGGGGGGGUUAUUCCUACCCCUCCGACUACUAUGGCUACGAGGACUACUAUGACUACUACGGCUAUGACUACCACAACUACCGCGGUGGCUAUGACGAUCCAUACUACGGUUAUGACGACUAUCAGGCCCCACCAGCCAGGGGCAGAAGCAUCCGAGGAGGGGCACGAGGUGGCGCGCCUCCAGCCAGAGGGAGAGGAGGGGCGGGGACGCCCAGGGGCCGAGGAGGGUCCGGCAGUUACUCCCAGCGAGGCGGCGGGGGUCCUGGAGCGAGCCGAGGGUCACGGGGGUCCAGAGGAGGUGCGCAACAAAGAGGCCGCGGGGUACGUGGUGCGAGGGGUGGCCGCGGUGGAAGUGUAGGAGGAAAGCGCAAAGCUGACGGGUACAGCCAGCCAGAUUCCAAGCGCCGCCAAACCAAUAAUCAGAACUGGGGCUCUCAACCCAUUGCUCAGCAACCGCUACAAGGUGGUGAUCAUUCUGGUAACUAUGGUUACAAAUCUGACAACCAGGAGUUUUAUCAGGAUUCUUUUGGGCAACAGUGGAACUAGUGGAACUAGGGAUUUUUUUAUUUAUUUUUUAUUUAAUUUAUUUAAUUUUUUGAUUUUGUAUCUUAUUUUUUCCGACAAACCCUCUCCUUUUUAUCAAAAGAAAGAAACCGAAAAAGACUCAAUCUGACAUUUGAUUGGCCCGUCAAUCCAUAUGGUGGCCUAGCGUUUACAAAUUGGUGAUAUCUGGCACGGUUUUUAAUGUAUAUAUUUUUAAUAAUCCGCUUGGACAUGAAAAGUAGUCACUCUAUGCUUCUGGCAAACUGGUUUUAUUGUCUUUUAAAUUUGUGUUCAAUUAGUGCUCUAUAAUCUCGGAUUUGAAAAAAUAAAACAAAAAAAAAAUAAUUUCACUUAUGUGCUCAACCUGUCUAUUUGGCUUUAUAGCAUCAUGUUUGUUCAUGGCAGUUUUGGUCUCCAUGUCUUAAGUAGGUAACGGUUACAAAGCAUAUAUCUCCAUGUUGUAUUUACCAUAAAAUAAAUGACCAUAAAGAUCAUUUGUAUGUUACAAAAGAUGAUGCUAGUACAAUGGCAUGUCUUGUUUUGGGGGGGAAAAAAUACUUUUUUGGCAUUACAUUUUGGCUUGUACUUUGCUGUUUUGUCUGCUUUAAUAAACAUUACACGCAUCAGUGUACAAAAAAAACAAACUCAAAUUGUGUUUCAAAUUCAUGUUUCGGCAAAUUUUCUCCUUAAAUUGCCUUCAAAUUUAAAGCUCCUUGUGGAAGAAAAGGACGCAAAGGUUUGCUUAUGUUAGCCACAUGCUGCAACCUCACUUUUGCAUGCCAUCAAAUUUGUAAUCACCAAGUCGGCAUCCUCUUUCCACUUUCUCCAACUUUUUAUAUGUAUGUGUAGUGGCAUACUUCAUCAUUUCAGUUACUGCAAACUCAACAGCAUAUGUUGAUCAAAAUAUAAGUUCUUCCAUUGGGGAAAAAAAACUUUGAGGGAUUUUGUUAAAGGAAUCCCAUCAAAACAAAGUUGUUUCUAGAUGUUCAGGAUAAGCUUGUGAUGGUGAAUCAAUCAUUUUAGGAGCCACAGAUCACAGGAAGCACAAUUUGAUUCUUUUUCGAAGGAGAAUUUAGCAAAAUCUCUGACAGAACAUCUGUCUCCAAAGGCUAUUAACACUGAUCUGGCACUGCAUGUACUUUUUCUUUAUUUUUCUUUCUCCAAGACUAAAAAUCACCAGGAAAUAAUUGGCAUGCAUGUACUCACCUGCCUCUAUAAUAAUAACCGGCCAUCCCUUUUCCCCCCACUUUAACUACUACUGUUGUCACCAGUGAGACACCAAUGCUUGUUUUGCUUAAGCCAUAUUCUUGUGCAUGUGAAAUGGAAGGAUGUGGGUAGUAGUGAUGGUGUCUGCCUUUUUUUUGACCCCCUUUGUUUAGUUCUGUCAUCUCAACAUCCUCAGUGAUGUUCUCGAUCUCUAAUUAUGUCUGUCACGCACUUCUCUGUAGUUUUGGCUUGUGUCUGUUUAUGUCUUGUUUGAUGCUCAGAUGAUAUGAGUUCUCUUCUAAUUGUUUCCUUUUCUUACCCGACUAGCAGGGAAAAGGGGUCGAGGAUGGUCCUGACCAGUCACUAUGAAGACUAACCUUGGAAUAGGGGGUUGCACCAGAAGCUUCCAGUGGAUUUGAUGGUAAGGUCAAUUCAGCGGUCCAGUGAUACUCCAGCCUUACUGAAGCAUAUCUCCCAGACUGCCAAAAUAAGAGCAAACUCAACAUGUUUUUGGACUAUUUGCAGUUUUUAUAUAUCAACUCGCCACAAUCUGUACCCACACUCCAGCACCCUAUCUAUCCCCAAAGAAUUUGCCAUUUGUAGUUGAACAUAAUUUGUUUGAGUUUUCCAGAAGAAUUCUCAAGAUUUUUUUUUUUUUAAUUGUAAUUGAGAUCUUAUUUUGCACUUUGUCAGACCAGAGUUCAAACAGAGGAUUGACAUAAAUGUCAAAAGCCUGUCCUAGCUAACUACAAAUGCACUCAAGAAAUCAGAGACUUCUGCGAGGUCUUACCACUUACCUGUAUAUUAGGAUUCAUAGCUUUUCUUUAGUUUUUAUUUUUAUUUUGAGUUAGCUGGGACAGGUUACUUCUGUACAGAGAGAAUCCUCUGUUAGAAUUCUGGAGUCAAGUUUGAUGUGGCUCUAAGGAGCAUGAUGCUAUGUAUAUUUUUGUGCUAAUUUUAGCUUUAUCAUGGAAUAUGUCUCCUUUUUUUAUUAUUGGUCGAAUGGAUGAUGUUUGCCAUUUUUUAAGGUGUAAGCACCUGGCAUGAACAGUCAGGCAUUCCAGGCAUGUGGUUCUUUUCAGAACUAGUCUAUUUUUGUUUAUUUCUUUUUUCUCUUUUAAUAAAGGGUUGGUUAACUACCUCAAUAUGGAGGAUUUAAACUGCCCUAUCUUUACUGUACAUAGGGAACCUUAUGAUGAAAGCAGGGCUUGACCCCUCUACCCCAAAUAAGGCACAAGGGCAACAUCAGAACUCUCUUCAUGUAAAGUUAGUAUGUUUUUUGUUUCUUUUUUUUUUUUUGCUGUUUGCCGGAAAUUUCAAAUGGUGUAACUGGGCAAGUCCAAACUCACAUGAGCCUGAACAAGCCUUGCCUUCAUUAUCUUUCAACAGGAUAGUUACUGGUUGUAUCAUAGUUUUAGGAAAACUGUUACCUUUUUUUUUUUUUUUUUUAAAGAAAAAGCUUGAACAUUAAAACAAGAACAGCGCCAACUACUUUUUAAAGAGGUUCUGCAGUAUCCCUUUUCCCUUCAGUGGAAUAACAGGUCUUAACCUUUUUUUAUACAACAGCAUCCUUUUUUGAGGGUGUGCUUCUACACAAUGAUGUCCAAAAGCCAUCAUCCAUACUAUUCAUGUAGACACAACUGACCCCUAAACAUAUGAGGAGCUGCCUUUGGUCACAUUUGACACAUGUGACGUGUUACUAUUCUAGAUUACACCUAGUACGUGAAAGAACAGCAAUAGCUGGAGUAGAGACUUUCCCAGUUCUAAAGGGAUACUGCAGCUUUGAGCUUCUUUUUCUUUACUUCAUGGAUUGUCAUAUGCAGGGUUUUUCUAAACACUAGACUUUCCCCAGGGAGUCUGCAACAUCUUCAACCCUUAGCCAGGUUUAUGAACCAGUUUGUUGGUGGCUAAGAAGUGUUUUUUUUGCAUUCCUGCAAACAAAUUGUUUUAUAUUGUAAAUUAAGUGGUGUAACUUAUUUUUAAUAAAGUUAAUGAUUUUCUUUAA